AUGACCAUUGACCCUGCAGAGCUUGUUAAACACGAACCGUCACCGGUUCACCACCAGUCCACCACUAUGUCCCAUGCUAUCGAGUCUCCAGCCGCGAAGCGCCGCAGGCUGCACGACGGCAGCCCACAGAAAGGCAUAUCAGGAGAGCCUAAACGAUGCUCGACGCUUUGGUUCGCGGAUGGCAACGUUGUGGUACAAGUUGAGAACACCCAAUUCCGCGUCCACCGCUCGGUACUGUCGCAACACUCGGACAUUCUCGCAGAUUGCUUCGAGAUGCCGCAACCAGAGGGAGAGCCCACCAUGGAGGGUUGCCCUCUCCUCUACUUGCCUGAUGUGGCACGGGACGUUGAGUACGUGAUUUCGACCUUGUAUGGGGAGUCAAGUAUCUACGACUAUGAACAUUGCAUCCCCUUUGCCGCUACGCAGGCCAUGAUCCGCCUCGGCGGAAAAUAUAACUUUACAAAACUCCAGAAAGAGGGUCUCCGGCGCCUGCAGAAGGAGUUCUCAUCAGCCCAAGACAAAUGGGAAAGCCAUACGUUUCCUUCCUUUUUCGAAGAGACCGACACUCUCCUCUUCGACAUUGUCAAUUUCGCUGUUCAACAUUCGAUACAGUCGAUACUUCCCCCUGCGCUUACCCUGAUGUGCACCAAAUAUACCCUGUCAGAAAUCACGAACGGCAUUGAGCACACAAACACGUCAAGGACACGCCUGUCCAACGAGGCACUCUCGCUUUGCCUCGCCGGGCGUUAUUCACUCUGCAUGGUCGUCCCCACCUACAUCACACGCCUCAUCGCCGCAAACGCCGGCAUCGUCGAACACUGUCUACGAAGGAAGGUCAAUCAAACGUGCUUCCCAGCCUUCAACCAGCUGUUGGACGACAUAUCCUGCACCGGGCAGCCAGAUCCUAAAGCCAAGAUUCAUCAGAAUCAGUGGUCCGACCUGGCUGAUCCUGAUGUGCUCAAGGACUACAUGUGCCCGUCUUGUGGGUCAGCGCUACGAGAUUCGUACAAGCGGUUCCGCGAGGAAAGCUGGUCCCAGGUUCCAUCGUUCUUCGGUUUUCCGUCCUGGGAUCAGCUAAUCGACUUCUGA
Molecule: messenger RNA, 1089 nt
Organism: Cyclocybe aegerita
Lineage: Eukaryota; Fungi; Basidiomycota; Agaricomycetes; Agaricales; Hemipholiotaceae
Source: the annotation of a GenBank genome assembly